AUGCCAUCUUCCACGCAGGAUUACCACGUGAAUAGCCAGUUUAAGAUGGGUGGAGGAGCUUCAGGAGGAGCGAUAGGAGUGAAUAGUGUUGUGGGAACGGGGUCAGGUAGUAAUACAGCAAGUCCGACACAGGUGAUGGGAAUGGCGCCUGCGACGCCGCGGAUGAUGGGUAAGGCGUUUGUCUCGGUACAGGGUUCAAGUGGAGGAACACAGCAGACGCAGAACUCGCAGCAGUUGAUGCCACCUGCGGAGAUUAAUGAGAGUUAUAGUGCUUCACAAACAAGGCUGAAUGCGAGUCAGCGACAGCCUCCAAAGCCGUUCCAUCGUAAGUCGCUUGGUGAUUGGGACUUUUUAGAGACUGUUGGUGCAGGUUCGAUGGGGAAAGUAAAAUUGGCGAAGCAUCGGUACACAAACGAGCUUUGUGCGAUUAAGAUUGUUAAUCGUGCGACAAAGUCUUUCAUACACAAGCAGCAGCAGCAGCAAUUGCCUCCUCCUAGCAAUGAGGAGGAGCUUAUGGAACGUAGGAAGAAGUUGGAAAAGGAGAUUUCUAGAGACAAAAGGACCAUCCGUGAAGCCUCGCUUGGUCAGAUUUUGUAUCACCCCCAUAUCUGUCGCUUGUUUGAGAUGUGUACUAUGAGCAACCACUUUUAUAUGUUGUUCGAGUAUGUGUCGGGUGGGCAGUUACUAGAUUAUAUCAUUCAGCAUGGGUCCCUACGUGAGAGGCAUGCGCGUAAGUUUGCUCGUGGGAUAGCGUCUGCAUUGCAGUAUUUGCACAUGAAUAACAUUGUUCAUCGAGACUUAAAAAUAGAGAACAUUAUGAUAUCAUCUUCCGGAGAAAUUAGAAUUAUUGAUUUUGGUCUUUCUAAUUUAUACGAUCCAAAGAAGCAGUUACACACCUUUUGUGGCUCCUUGUAUUUUGCUGCACCAGAAUUAUUGAAGGCCCAUCCUUACACUGGGCCUGAGGUCGAUAUUUGGUCGUUUGGUGUGGUCCUUUACGUAUUGGUUUGUGGGAAAGUUCCCUUUGACGAUGAAAAUGCCAGUGUUUUGCAUGAGAAAAUUAAGCAGGGUAAAGUUGAGUAUCCGCAACAUUUAUCCAUUGAUGUUAUUUCGCUUCUUUCAAAAAUGUUGGUGGUAGAUCCUCUGAAGAGGGCUACAUUGAAGCAGGUAGUUAAUCACCAGUGGAUGCAAAAGGGCUAUGACUUCCCACCUCCAUCCUAUUUACCACAGAGUGUACCACUAACAUCGGAUCUCAUAAAUAUGGAUGUCAUUAAAGAAAUGCAUAGACUUGAGUUGAUUCAAGAUGUUGACGAUACCUUACAAUGGCUAGAAAAGAUCGUUAACUCAGAGGGAUAUCUUGAACUCUCAGGAGAAUACUGGAGUGACGUUCAAAAUAACAAGCUUGAGGAUGACCCUACACGGGCUUUUAACCCAUUAUUAUCGAUCUAUCAUUUGGUGGAUGAGAUGUUGAAACGCAAGCGUUCUAAGAUCCAAAAAAAGAUACAGCUGUCUGGUCAACAGGAGCCAAACGCAGCCGUCAAUUCGGCGCCUCCAACUGCAACGACCGCUCUUGUUUCGGCAGGUACUAUGUCAGCAGGCUCAUUUACUUCUACGGCUACUGCACAACAAAAGGUUACAACAGGUGUCUCUGCUUCUGGUCCAGAACAAGCUACACGGCACUCUGGGCCAUCUACGACAGGACCUCAACCGACAGUGCAGUCGCAUAUCAAGAAUGGCGUUAGCCAAACAAUAUCAGCUAAUACCCUUCCAAUUGCAGGAACUUUCUUAUCAUAUGCCCCUUCGCCUACAACACCUUCAAAGCAUAAGCGCAAGAUUUUGGUACCUCCAAAACUUGCCAUUCCAGAGCAAGCUCAUACAACGACACCAAGAAAGGAUACAGAAGUUGUGGAGCAGGAUGCAGAACAUAAUGUGUUGUCGCCAACGCCACAGUCUCAUGACAUCGAGACCAAUAAUAACCAAUAUGUAAAUAUUGGUAAUGGGUCGACACAUUCUACAGCUGCUUCUGCAAGCUCUAAUGAGAAGCAAAACUUUAGUUCAUUAUUUAGAAGAUUUUCACAGCGGCAUCGUUACACCAACUCUCAAGGAAGUUCGCAACAGGGCUACACUCAAGAUUCAAAUACACUACAGCAGUCGCCAAAAUAUACAAACCAGGUUUCUACUAUUUCGCAAUCUUUGCAAGUGGCUAAAUCGAAAAAGUCACAUACUCGCACUGUUUCAGAAUAUGCUCCAACUUCCAAGUAUUCUAGUUUGGGUCCAACUGCACCGACUGUAGACAGCAAGACUAGUUAUGCUGAAUCACAAUCGCCUCUGCCGGCAUUACCAUCUAAUGCAGAAACACUGGUGAAGGAACAGCAAAUAUUGCAGAGCACAUUACAGGAUUUAGAUAUAUCUGCAACUCGCGGAUCAUCUUCCACUAAUCAUGGUCACGAAGCUGUUGAUGAAGAGAAACCAUUGAAGCAACUGAAUAUUCCGAAAGGCCGGAAGUUGCAUCCAUCUGCAAGGGCCAAGUCUGUGGGGCAUUCUCGUAGAGAGUCUUUGAAAUUUAUGAGACCUGCAGUUGCUACUCAGGUGUCACCUCAAGAUUUCAAUGACGACGGCUUCCUAGAAAAUAUCAGUGAUAGUAAAUCAGAUAUCAUGUUUGGUGCUUCAUCAUCUAACGGCGCAUUAUCUGGUGUUGAUGAAGAAUUAACUGACAAGCAAAUUCUAAAGUUAGCCUCAAGGGCUCCACCAGGCUCCAUGCCCUCCGUAGAUUAUCCACGUUCUUUGUUUUUAAAGGGCUUUUUUUCUGUGCAAACGACAUCUUCAAAACCAUUGCCUAUAGUUAGAUAUAAAAUCAUCUCUACCUUGAAAAAGUUGAAUAUUGAAUUUAAAGAAGUUAAAGGUGGAUUUAUCUGUGUCCAUAGGCAGUCGUAUGUGACUAAAAAAUACUCAGUUGUGCAGCAACCUAGCAUUGUUGUUACAGAAUCUAACUCUGUUGGGUCUGUUAACAACCCAGGGUCUGGAGCACCACAUAGAAGACAAUUAUCUAUUUCUUCUCGUUAUGGGUCCAUCAGACGUCAACAGAGUUUGGUACAACCAAAUAUCCCUAACACACCGUUGGCUGCUGCUCUACAGGAAAAAUCACAACAGAGUACAUUGCAGUCUUUCGGUGCUGGGUGCGGAGUUACGGAAGAUCUAUCUACCGCAUCGCUGGAAUCAUUAAACGGAGAUGAUAAUCUAACCAAUUCUAAAGCGCAAUACAUGAAUAGUAAAGAUUUGGAGAUGCAGUAUCAGAAAGAGCGCCCACCUCUGAGGUUUGAAAUACAUAUUGUAAAGGUCCGCAUUGUUGGUUUGGCUGGCGUUCACUUUAAAAAGGUCUCAGGUAAUACCUGGAUGUACAAGGAGUUGGCAUCGCAUAUUUUAAAGGAAUUGAAUUUGUGA
Eremothecium cymbalariae DBVPG#7215 is the source of this 3438-nucleotide messenger RNA. It is a transcript of the gene KIN1, whose product is annotated as serine/threonine protein kinase KIN1. Gene Ontology annotation, molecular function: ATP binding; tau-protein kinase activity; protein serine/threonine kinase activity. The transcript has a single exon. The record is from RefSeq and is a predicted model, not a curated record. Gene Ontology annotation, biological process: intracellular signal transduction; protein phosphorylation; microtubule cytoskeleton organization. Lineage: Eukaryota; Fungi; Ascomycota; Saccharomycetes; Saccharomycetales; Saccharomycetaceae. Gene Ontology annotation, cellular component: cytoplasm. Bases 1 to 3438 code for a protein of 1145 amino acids.